Molecule: messenger RNA, 2664 nt
Organism: Kwoniella botswanensis
Lineage: Eukaryota; Fungi; Basidiomycota; Tremellomycetes; Tremellales; Cryptococcaceae
Exons: 5
Coding region: 1-2664 (887 amino acids)
Source: RefSeq, a predicted model, not a curated record
AUGGCGACAUCAUCAUUGUUACGACCUAGUUUAGGUAUAACAGAUCAAUCUCAAUCUGGAUCUUCUUCACGUUCAUCAUCCUUCUUCCCUCCUCCUACAUCCAUAUCCAGAUCUUCCACACCGAAUCCUAUAACAUUCCCGACAUCCCUCACCUCAUCAUCUCAGAAUCUUCCAUCUCAACCAUCUCGUUCGCAAUCACAGCAUCACCAUCCUGGGAUAUCCUCAAAAUUAAAACAUAUGUUCGAUAAUCAAAAAUAUGCGAUAUUCGACACUACAGUGGUGAUACAUGAACUGGGGAAUGUACCCCAGCUGUCAGGUGAAUUUGAUGUCCAGUGGAAGUUCAGAGGGAAGAAACCUAGACCUAAGGAGAUGUUGGAACUGACGAAAAAUGGUCACGCUCCACUUGCCAAACCCUCCUUGCCCAAUCUCAAGCUCCAAUCCCAAAACAUGCAAGCCUCAUCCUCCACCGCAUCUGUGGGGACCACUUCUACAGCUUCAUCCGGAGCUUAUCCACCUACACCUCGAUCAAUGCUCACACCAUCCACUUCCGCCGCACCACCUCGCCCUCUCAAGUCCCUCUCUAUGCCGCCACCCAGAGAUGGUUCUGAAAGGCCAGACAAGAGGGGUUCCGAACCUACACCGCUCCAACAAGUUAUUGCACCUGAUACGCCUUCUCCUGAACCCCAAUCAGACACAGUACCAACGGAAUCACCUCAGCAGAUCACAGACGAACCGGAAACAAUUGAAGAGGAUGAUGAUGAUGGAACCCGCUCGAGGAGUACAAGUAAAUCCAGUGAACAAUCUCAAUCUUCAUCUGGUAAAGCUGGUUUACCACCUUUGAUCAACAUCCAUCGACCCAGCAUGACAUCCAGUUCACGCCCUUCGCAAGCGUCUUCCGGAAUGUCGACACCCACCGAUCGAUUAGCAGUUCCAUUUCCUGUCCCUGUACCUGUAAGGGGAGGCACGAUACCAUCUUAUUCGACUUUGAUAGAUCCUAUGGCAAAUAUCGGCGAACCAUCGAGGCGAGGGAUGAACAGGACUAUAUCAAUGGCAACCACCAAUACUUCAUCCUCCACUUCGGCAUCUACCACUGGACCUGCACGACCUUUCCCUUCUAGGGUCCGAUCACUAUCUGGGCCAGGAAUACGAAAGAACAAUAUCAACGGUCAUCGACAAAACAAUGACGAUGUUCAGUCCGAUUGGUUGUCUGAGAUGAGGAAAGGAACAACACCAGCCAGAUCAUUGAAAUCACAUUCGGUCAAAUGGGACUACGAAUUGCAUCACGUUUCGAGAGUACCCAUCAGUAAAUCAGUACAAACCGCUACCACGCCUUCUUCAACCACUCCAAUAAGCUCGACUGAUCCUUAUAGGCAGAAAUCGUCCUCUGGCCAAUCAUUACCUUAUUUAGGUGAAGGACCAUUAUCCGAAUCAGGUCUGAGAUUGGUCAUUGAACAGUUACCUUUUCCCUCUCACUCGCAUAAAAGCCAAAAUCCGCAUUUGAUCAAUGAUAGUUCUUCGGUACAUUCCCAUGGAAGCAGAGAACUUCAUGCGGAUAUUAUGAGGAAAGAAAGUAAAGAGAAGACGGUCUUUGGGAUUGUAGAUAUUGAUUUGGCGGCGUUUGCGGGUAAAGGUAAGAUGACUAGAAGGUUUUUGUUGAAAGGUAGUAGGACGAAUGCGACCAUCAAGCUGUCGGUCGAUAUGAGAUGGAUAGGUGGCGAGGACAAGUGGGCAGCUCCACCCAUGCAGGAAGGUCAUCAUGUAUCUGGGGUGCACGACUUCAUGCCUGAUACCGAAGGGGCCAUGCGAAGUGACCUGGGUCUUGUCAAAACACCAUCCAACUCAUCCUCAGGAUCUUCUAUGGGCUUGGAGCUUCAAAGAUCCCGAACGACAUAUUCUACCGUCUCGUCCAAUUAUCAGACUAGGAAUGGAUCUGCUACCGACCUGGGUAGAUCGAUCACCAAUCACAGCUAUCAAUCUUACGAGAAUCAUCUCGCACCGUCGAUUUCACGUAGAUCAACCAAGAUCACCGAUAGUCCCAAGAAAGAAUUGAAACCCUUGAGCUCGAUUCAACCUGGUAGUGGUCGACAAUCACCCGCGCCUUUACCCGCACCAUCGCCUCAAUACGUCUCCAAACCUUUAGAGCCUUCUCCAGUCAUACUAAACAUCUCCAAAGCUCACGAUGGACAUAAACAUCAUACUCACCAUUUACGACGACACGGUCACGCACAGCAUCACGGACAUGGACAUCAUGGUGGACACGGGAUCAGUGACCUACCUCCUGAGGUGAUCAUCGAAGCGAUCUUUAACCCUCAUCCAGCCAGUGUCAACGGUCCAUUCACAUAUGUACCGCAAAACAAAGGUGUCGAUUUGGAGAAUGAAAAGCAGGUGUUGGAAAAGGUCAUCAAACAGGCUUCUUCUUCCUCAAAUAAUGGGAGUAUGACUGGGACAAAUACAGGUGACGGGACUGGUACGGGUACGGGUGGAAACACACCUGAAAAUGUGAUUGACCUGACCGAAACUCAACCUCAAGAUAGUGCGAGUGCGACGAGUAGACACAAGUUGGGUUGGAGAGCGAUGAGAGUCAGGGCCAAAGCUGAAAGAGAACAAAAAGAAAAGGAGAAGAGUAUCCGGAAUAGGAAAAGGACGAGUUCUAGUGGAUUGUAA